Molecule: messenger RNA, 2246 nt
Organism: Sipha flava (yellow sugarcane aphid)
Lineage: Eukaryota; Metazoa; Arthropoda; Insecta; Hemiptera; Aphididae
Exons: 2
Coding region: 80-889 (269 amino acids)
Source: RefSeq, a predicted model, not a curated record
UUAUUUUGUUGGGUAAUUCGCCUAUAUUUGUUAUUUUAUUAAUUGUUAUUAUAUAUUUAUUGUUAUUUCAUACCUAAAAAUGGGAAAGUGUUCAUUUAAAAAAUCAUGGUUACUUAAAACUGAUGAAAGUGGCCAUCAAAUAUCAGAAUGGGCUAUUAAACAUGAAAAUGGAGCAUAUUGUAAAGUCUGUAUGACUACAAUUAAUGUUUCCAAAGGUUUUCAAGCUCUUACUAAACAUUCCAAGACUAAAAAUUACAUGGAAAUGUGUAAAAUCAAAUUAAGUACUCUACAACCAAGACUGACUAAAAGUAGUUCUGAUUCAACAGUAUCUAACAAACAGAAUUCAGAUAUAAAAAUAUACUGUCUACGAGAUUCAGCCAUCAAAGCUGAAUUGAUGUGGUGUAUGAAAAUGAUAAGCUGUAAUUUCUCUGCUAAUUCUUGCCUGGGAAUAGCUGAUUUGUUCAAGAGUAUGUUUUCUGAUGCCGUACCAACUAAAUUUUCUAUAUGUCCUAAAAAGUUCAGAUAUUUAGUAUCUGAUGCUUUAUUUCCAUUUUUUCAAGAACAACAUUUAAAUGAUAUGAAUGGUCAAUAUUAUUCACUAUUGUACGAUGAAACAACAAAUAAUGCUGGAACUAAAGAACUUCAAACAACUGUUCGAUAUCGGUCUCCGAGUCAAAGUCAAAUUGUCAGUCAUCAUCUACGAAGUUUUUUUAUUGGUUCAGCAACUGGUGAUAUUUUAUUUAUAAAAAUUAAAAUUGCUAUAGAUGAUGCAGGUUUGUCUCUUUCUCAUCUUGUUAUGUUAGGCAGUGAUGGACCAAAUACUAAUAAGAAGGUAAUGCGUCUAAUGAAUGGAGAAUUAACUAUUGUUCGUAAAAAAAAAACUUAUUGACAUUGGAUAUUGCAACAUACACCUUUUACACAAUGCAUUUUGUAAAAGUCUCUCUUUACUUGGUGAAGAUGUUUCUAAUUUGAUAGUUUUAGUUCAUUAAUAUUUUUAUGGGUGGCCUUCAAGAUGUGAAGAUUUUAAAAAUGCUCAGAAAAAAUUAAAUAUACCACAGUUGUAUUUUAUUAAACAUUCAUCUGUUAGAUGGUUGACAAUAGAAAAUGCAGCUGAACGUCUUUUGCAACAAUGGGAUGCAUUAGAAUACUAUUUUUUUUAAAUUUGUUCCGCAGCAUAAAAAUUUACUUUCGAAAUCUGCAAGUUUUAAAAGAAUUGUAAAUAUAUUGAAAGAACCAACAGUGAGAGCCGAACUUUUAUUUGUGUGUUCUAGUAUUUACUAGAUUUACUGGUACAUUUCAAAAAGAUAAACCUUUAAUACAUAUAAUUUUUGAUGAAAUAACAACAUUACUCUUAACUUUACUUGGACGAAUAUGUAAGCCAGAAUUACUUGGAAAUGACAAAAAUAUAACUGAAACUGUUUUAAACCAGGAAAAUCUUUUACCAUUAAAUCAAAUAUCAGUUGGAACUAAUGUUGAUGUAGCAUUAGAAAGACUACAGGAACGUACACGUUUAGAAUUUUAUAAAUUGGUACAAAAGCAUUAUGUUGCUGCAUGCAAUCAUAUUUUCAAGAAAGCACCCAUCUAUGGAUCCCUUAAAUAUUUUCGUUAUUUGAAACCUGAUGAAAGGAAAUCUAAAAGUUCAUCUGAUAUUAUUAAAAGUGCUAAUUUAUUUCCUUUUGAUCAAAAUAAUAAUUUUAUGGUGGAUAGACAGGUAGAUGAACGGAAACUAAUACAAUAUGAAAAAUAUCCAAUUUAUAAUGCUGAAUUUCGAAUUGAUACAUUUUGGAAUGAUUUAUAAAAUAAAAAACCAUCAUCAGGGGAAUAUAAGUAUCUUAUGUAUCAAAAUUAGUUUAUGCUUAUCUUUAUUAAUUAAAGAAUUACUUUUUAAUACUAAUUAAAAUAAUUACUUUAUCUGUGUCACAUGGUAAUGCAAUAGUGAAAAGACAGUUUUCUUCAUCAGAUAAGAUAAGAAUCAGGUAACUAUUUGACAGAAGACAAAAGUAGAAUGUCUGAAAGAGUUCUUAAUGCUGUUCUGGUUGUAAAAGAUACAUUAAAGUAUUACCACAACAAACCUGAACUAGUUCCGAUUAGUAAUAAACUUAUAGCAUUAGGUCAAACCGCUUAUCGUAGCUAUCAAAAUUAUGUAGACAAUGAAAGAAUGAAAAAAGAAGAAAUAAAAAAAAAAAUAAAGUAGAAGAUAUUAAAAUUCAAGAAAAGGCCACUGAGAGUAAUAGAGAAAACAAGAA